AGCAUUCACCAGGGAGCCAGCCAACUUUCUUUCUCCACUCAACUCUCUACCAACAACAACUAGUAGCCCUAUCCUCUGAAGAAACACCUAAUAAGCUGCUUUCCUUUCCAUCAAAUACAGAAGAACAGCUUCAGGAACAGAGUCCAAUCCAACAAUGGCAGACUUCUCCUCAUCCCACCACUCUCUCCUCCUCAAGAUGCCUGCGGCCUCCACCACUAUUGACCUCUCCUCCUCUGACGUCUCAAGCUUCUUGCUCCACAACCAAACCCAUGGCCAAGAAGGAGCUGCAAAUGCAAGUGCAGCCAUGGUGGAGGAUGGCUCACUGGAGAGCUCCUCUGCAGUUCUUGACACCUAUCCACAGGGCAGUGCAUCUGUGGGCAGGAAGAGAAAGGCCAGUACAGCUGAUGACAGCAGUGCCACACUUAGCUCUGCUCACUCCAAGGACUGCAAGGAUGGCAAGAGCAGGAGAGGGAAGAGGGAAAAGAGCAGCACUGAUCAGGAGGAGGCACCCAAGGGAUACAUCCAUGUGAGGGCAAGGAGAGGCCAAGCAACAGAUAGCCACAGCCUUGCAGAGAGGGUGAGGAGGGAGAGGAUCAGUGAGAGGAUGAGGCUGCUGCAAACACUGGUCCCUGGCUGUGACAAGGUGACUGGGAAGGCACUCAUUUUGGAUGAGAUCAUCAACUAUGUGCAGUCCCUGCAGAACCAAGUUGAGUUUCUUUCUAUGAGGAUUGCCUCCAUGAGCCCAGUGUUGUAUGGCUUUGGACUAGACAGUGAUGGCCUCCUUGACCAAACACAAAAGAUUGGAGGCAUGUUCCAGGAAGCCCUUGCAGUGCCUGGAGCUCCAGUGCUGAACCAAGAACAUAGCCCAGCUCCAUCCCAAGCCAUGAUGGAUACAACAUCUUACUCACUGCAAGGCCAGGGUGCCAUAUCCUUCUCUCAGUCUCAGGACAAUGGCAGUUACCUGAUGCAAUCAGUUGGGGAGCAAAGACAGGAGCUGCUUAAUCAAUUGGUGUUCAGCAACAUGUGCUCUUUCCAGUAGGGGAGGAGUGAAAGAGAAAGCAAGAAAAGGGACCCACAUUGACAAUAGGAGGAAAUAAUUAAUGCUGCAAGAUUGGUAGGAGCUAGCACCGGAUGAGUUUGAGAUGUUGGAUCUAGUGAUCCAUCCCCUUGUCUGGAUGCAGCAGUACAUCAACAGCAAGUAGAGUCUGCAUGCUAUGCUGCACAUUUUGCAGAGCCCUGUAACAUAAUAAGUAUAUCUGUAGCAAGCAGCACCUUAAUUAGGCAUUGUCUUAUAAUGUUUUCUUCACUGUCAUGCAUCGAUCACCAUAUAUUGUUAGUUGCCCACUUUUGAGCGACCAGCUGUUAAUACAAAAGAGAGCUCUUUCAGUGCACUGUUUUCGGUAAAGUGCCAGUGUUUCAGACUUAUUACAGUCCUCAAGAUCUGCAGAUCUUUACAAUGUAAUCAGAAUGAGGAUUCUUCUACUGUUCCAUAGUUCAAUAUUUGAAAAUAAAAAGAGAAAUGGCAUGCAGUUUGAGUGGA
Molecule: messenger RNA, 1540 nt
Organism: Brachypodium distachyon (stiff brome)
Lineage: Eukaryota; Viridiplantae; Streptophyta; Magnoliopsida; Poales; Poaceae
Product: transcription factor bHLH137
Exons: 8
Coding region: 155-1039 (294 amino acids)
Biological process (GO): regulation of DNA-templated transcription
Cellular component (GO): nucleus
Molecular function (GO): protein dimerization activity; DNA-binding transcription factor activity
Source: RefSeq, a predicted model, not a curated record